UUCCAGGAUGUGUUUGAACUGAUGUUGUGUUAGACUGACUUUGUCAACCUCACUUUAAAGACUGUUUUACUCAAAAACUGGAUUUUAUUUUGAAGGAUUCAACCGGAUGUUUGCUGUUUUACUGUGACACGCUUGACUGCGGGGUCUCGUGCCUGUUUUCAGUGCAGCAGCGCGAGCCGCUCAGCUGUUUAAACCCGGUUGAGUCCAGAUUCAGACUUUAAGAUAAGAACGGAACCAAUGUCUCAGUCAGGAAACUCUGCUUUUAUUUUUAUGUAAAAGUUCUUCAAGAGAGUUUCCCGGUGUUUUUCCCGGUGUUUCUCUGUGUUUGGGUCGGUGAGAGUCCGGGUUUUAAACGUCCUCGUUCUGGGUUGUUCUGUCCCGGUGAACCGGAGAAAGAACCGGACCCACCCGGCAUCACCCGUCCGGUCCCGGUGCCGGUGUUUGGAGCCAGGCGGAUCCCAAAGAGAGGUCACAAUGUCGGGGAUGAGUGGACUGCUCCUCCUCGGUCUCUGGAUCAACCUCCACACAUGCCGGGCCCUCCCCAACCAGCUGCCCGCCCUCAGCACCGCGCCGCCCGGCCAGCUCUCCCCCACCGCCCCGCUGUUGGAGGCCGACGGCUGCGGGCCGUGUGAGCCCGACCUGUGCCCGGAGACCCGCGGCUGCCGGGCCGGCCUGGUGCUGGACUCCUGCGGCUGCUGUAAGGAGUGCGGGAACCUGGAGGGACAAACCUGCGACCCGGGGGACCGCAGCGUGUUCUACGGGCUGUGCGGGACCGGGCUGCGGUGCCAGAAGGACCCCCGGCCCGCAGGAGGAGGAGGAGGAGAGGAUGAAGAGGAGGAGGAGGAGGAGGAGGAGGAGGUGUGUGUGUGUGAGGAGCAGGAGGCGCUGUGCGGCUCUGAUGGAGUCACUUACAUCAACAUGUGUCAGUUCAGAGAGGCUGCGUUCUCCAGACCGGAGCUCAAGACCAGAGGGAGGGGGCCCUGCAAGACCGUCCCCAUCAUUAAGGUCCCUCCCCACAGUCAGGUGAAUGGGACCGGCAGCAGUCUGGUCUUCCUCUGUGAGGUCUUUGCGUUCCCGAUGGCGCUGGUCGAGUGGAGGAAGGAGGGCCGAGACGUCGUCCUGCCCGGAGACGACCCCCACAUCUCCGUCCAGUCUCGGGGCGGGCCUCUCAAGUUCGAGCUCUCCAGUUGGCUGCAGAUCGAGGGGGCGGGGCCAGAGGACUCGGGAACCUAUCGCUGCAUCGCUCGUAACAACGUGGGGUCCGUGUCCGCCUCCGCUGUGCUGGGAGUACUGGGAGCAGAGGAGCUGUCGUCCUACCUGGCCAACAGUGUGUCGGAGAUGAAGCAGCUGAUGGACGCCACAGACUACGACCAGGACUUCUACUGACCCGCGUGUGACGUCACUUCCUGUCAUCCGGCGCCCUCUGGCUUCCCGUCCGUCCGGCUCGUAUCGGACAGCGAACGCGUCGCCGUCUCGCGCUCAGGUGAUGGACUACACGAGAGAGACGUUCAGAGACACUCGGAUAUACUGAAGCUGUUAUUAUUCCCACUGUAUCGUCGCACUGAUGAGCUCGCACUGCGCUGUGACACGCAGGCGCAGCAUGGUCAACGUGUUGGAGACGUCGCGGGUUCGAGCCCUCGAGUCUCCUGUCGGCUCCGUCAGUGUGAAACUAACUUUAUAUUAUUAAUAAAAGUCCAAAUAAUAA
This is a messenger RNA of Dicentrarchus labrax (European seabass), 1705 nucleotides long. Its product is annotated as kazal-type serine protease inhibitor domain-containing protein 1-like. Gene Ontology annotation, biological process: regulation of signal transduction; regulation of cell growth. Gene Ontology annotation, molecular function: insulin-like growth factor binding. Bases 475 to 1386 code for a protein of 303 amino acids. Lineage: Eukaryota; Metazoa; Chordata; Actinopteri; Moronidae. The record is from RefSeq and is a predicted model, not a curated record. Gene Ontology annotation, cellular component: extracellular region. The transcript has 4 exons.